AUGCAGGUCCUCAUCGCGGUGCUGAGCUUCAUCGACAUCGUGGCGCUCACGUUCCUCAACGGCUACUGGUUGAUCACCCUCGAUGAACUGGAGCUGGACCAUCUAAACCCGGCCGACGUGGCCAAGCGACUUAACAAGCUCGUUUACCCAGAGAUGAUCCUGCAUGGCAUCCUUAUGUUCCUGUGCGUGCUGGCGUGGGCUCCGUGGGUAUUCCUGCUCAACGUUCCAGUUGCUGUGUGGCACGCCCGACGUGUUCUGCGGAAUGAACACAUGAUGGACCCGACGGAAAUCCUGCGCUUCAAGAAUCUGCAGCAGGCUCGCUUGGAAUCCAUUGCCAGGACGGUCUUCUACGGUCUACAGAUCGUCUAUGGGAUGUUCUGGAUGGUGUCGGCUAUUGUGAACUCAGCGAAGAGUCGGAAGGGUGGCAAGCGCGCAUAG
Phytophthora nicotianae INRA-310 is the source of this 438-nucleotide messenger RNA. RefSeq lists its product as hypothetical. The transcript has 5 exons. The record is from RefSeq and is a predicted model, not a curated record. Lineage: Eukaryota; Oomycota; Peronosporomycetes; Peronosporales; Peronosporaceae. Gene Ontology annotation, biological process: vesicle-mediated transport. Bases 1 to 438 code for a protein of 145 amino acids.